UAGCUAAACUAGUAUUUUAGCUCUGCUAGCCAGCUCCAGGCAUGAAUCCAAUUUAGCUAAUGGUAAUAACUAUCAGUAGCAUGCUUACAAAGUAUUCUUUGACGUUUUCUGAAUCAUUGCCUAUUCCUCAUUACUGUAUUGCCAGAGAUACUCUGCCAUUGUUUGCUAGCUAUCUGUUGUUUUGUUAGCACAUUGUUAGCUAGCUAGCUAUUGUUGGCAUAAAAAACAAGAACUUGUUAGCUAGAGGGCUAUCAUCAUAUCUGGCAUGUUUUGACCUUAUUGUGACCCACUUUCGAUUUUCACUAUCACUAUUUAAUCUCACCUUUUAGUUAAUCUAGCUACUCUUAACUCCAAUUGUCUUGAAAUGUGCUUGCUAUAGCCUAGCAUAAUUUUUGGAUCAAAUCUGUCUUCACCUCUUAUCUCAUCAUUUCACUCACUGCUGUCUUAAAAGGAACCUGACUCCUCAUCACAUAUUUCUGAGGCUGCAUGGAGUCUGAAGACCCGUGCUCUGACAGAGAUGGUGUACAUUGAUGAGGUGGAGGUGGACCAAGAGGGGAUCGCUGAGAUGAUGCUGGAUGAAAGCUCCAUUGCCCAGGUUGCUCGCCCUGGGACAUCACUGAGGCGUCCUGAAACAAGCCAUGGAGGUGGACCUACUCCAGCUAUCAGGCCCAUGACCCAAUCGGGACGACCAAUCACAGGGUUUGUGAGGCCCAGUACCCAGUCUGGCAGACCAGGGACAAUGGAACAGGCCAUUAAGACCCCGCGCACGGCACACACUGCCCGCCCUGUCACUGGUGCAUCUGGGAGAUUUGUCCGGCUGGGAACAGCCUCCAUGUUAACCAAUCCUGAGGGGCCAUUUAUACAUUUGUCAAGACUCAACUUGGCUAAAUAUGCCCAGAAGCCCAAUUUAUCCAAGACCUUGUUUGAGUACAUCUUCCAUCAUGAAAAUGAUGUAAAAAAUGCUUUAGACCUGGCUGCUCUGGCCACUGAGAAUGCUCAGUUCAAAGACUGGUGGUGGAAAGUCCAGCUGGGGAAGUGCUACUACAGACUUGGUUUACACCGGGAAUCAGAAAAACAGUUCAGAUCUGCUCUCAAUCAUCAGGAGGUGGUGGACACAUACCUCUAUCUGGCCAAGGUGUAUCAGCGGCUUGAUCAACCUAUAACUGCACUGAACCUCUUCAAGCAAGGUCUGGACCACUUCCCUGGGGAGGUCACUCUCUUAACAGGAAUUGCUCGCAUUCAUGAGGAGAUGAAUAACAUCACCUCAGCCACAGAGUACUACAAAGAUGUCCUGAAGCAGGACAACACUCACAUUGAGGCUAUCGCCUGCAUAGGCAGCAAUCACUUCUACACGGACCAGCCUGAGAUCGCCUUGCGCUUUUACCGACGGCUGCUGCAGAUGGGGGUAUAUAAUUGCCAGCUGUACAACAACCUGGGAUUGUGCUGCUUUUAUGCCCAGCAGUAUGAUAUGACCCUGUCCUCCUUCGAGAGGGCUCUGGCCCUGGUGGCCAAUGAUGAGGAGCAGGCUGACGUCUGGUACAACAUUGGACACGUGGCCGUGGGAAUAGGAGACCUGACUCUGGCAUCCCAGUGUUUUAAACUGGCCUUGGCCUUCAACAACGACCAUGCUGAGGCCUAUAAUAACCUGGCUGUGCUGGAGCUACGCAAGGGACACAUUGAGCAGGUGAAUGAACUGUCCAAAGCUUUCCUCCAGACCGCUGCAUCAAUUGCCCCUCACAUGUAUGAGCCACACUUUAACUACUCCACUCUGUCAGACAAGAUUGGAGAUCUGCAGAGUAGCUACACGGCAGCCCAGAGGUCAGAGGAUGCCUUCCCUGAGCAUGUAGAUACCCAGCAGAUCCUGAAACAUCUGCGCCAGCACUUUGCUGUGCUGUGACCUACUGACCGACACACCUGACUUGACAGUCCAAACUUCCUGUGUGAUAACUUAGUUGUUGUAGAGUGCUGCUAUUGAACAACAGUGACUGGCCUCCUCAUAUUCUGCUGUUAGAUGAUGGUGACAAUACACAGGCUAAAUGAUACAAAGGGCAAUUUGGCUUGGGCAACUCACUGCACAGACAUUAUUAUAAAACAGUCAUUUAAAACUGCCUGGCCCAAUGCAGGUCUUAUUAGUUGUAUUUGAAGUGUUUUAUUUGCAGCCAAGAUUGGUUUUGGCAUUUGUUUUUCUCUUCAACUGUUGGUUCACAUACAUGUGUAAUAGUAUUUAAGGUACUUUUAAGCACCGAUAGUGAAUGUACAUAAUAAAGUAUGAACAUGGAAGAAACACAUAUUUACUAUAGGACAUAGCAGUAUAAAUAUAUAUUUUUUAUAGUGUAUUCAGAUGUAUUUUGGUAUUAACAUUACUCUUGUCAUAAUUUGUAGUCUGUCUUGUUUGUAAGGAAUAAACUAUAUAAACAUGUUUUUUUUUUUUUUUUAAGAUGCAGAACAAAUUAAGUUGUGUUUAACUUUACAGUAUGACAAUUUCUUUUAUCAGAUAAAAUGUUAUGUACAACUUAAGUUACAUUUGAUUCCAAUGCUUAUUAUUUUGAAUGUAUGUAUUUACUUAUUGAAAUAAUGGAAAUUUUACAGUAAUUUCUAAGCUUUCCUUGAUUUUAUUUCACAUAUCCAUUUCAAUGGAUGUGUACACAGCAUCAUUCCAGGACUUCAUGGGAUAUAUUUUGGGAUGGAUGGCCGCACAGUCCUCCAUUCCAAAGUGGUCUUUGGGCUGUCUCAUGCCAGUACCUUUAAACCAAAUUAAAUGUUACUUAAUUGA
Salvelinus sp. IW2-2015 is the source of this 2773-nucleotide messenger RNA. NCBI's taxonomy places the organism in Eukaryota, Metazoa, Chordata, Actinopteri, Salmoniformes, Salmonidae. The record is from RefSeq and is a predicted model, not a curated record.